Messenger RNA from Rangifer tarandus platyrhynchus (Svalbard reindeer), 462 nucleotides. NCBI's taxonomy places the organism in Eukaryota, Metazoa, Chordata, Mammalia, Artiodactyla, Cervidae. The record is from the annotation of a GenBank genome assembly.
AUGGCGCCAGGCCCAUGCGGCUGGAGGUCACCGGCACGCGGAAGGGGCAGCCCUAACGCGCUGGGAUACGGGGGCAAAGGAGGGCGUGAGGACCCAGGUGGGAGCACGCAAGCGAUCUCCAGGACCUCAUUUCUGCCUAGCAACAUCACAACCAAUCAAGAUGCAAUUAGGCCUGGCAGUUCGGCUCAUCCUUCACUGGGAUUGGCUGCUGGCGGUGAGCGCAUCCUAAGUUUUCAUUGGCUGACGGCCACCUGUAUGGAAAUGAGAAUGACAGGGGACUCUCAGCGCCGUCUCUGCGACGUGGACCUGUGGCUUACAGCACUGAAACCUGCAAGCUCAGAGCCAGAACUCCGGGGCUUUUUUUCUGCCUCUCUCCCUGUUCUUCCCCCAAAACGAUAUCUCAAACUUUCCCCUCAGCGCCUCUGUCUGACACCCAGUCGGAAAGAAAUUCGCAAAAAAUAA